AUGCCAAGGUUACAAAUCAACCUUCAGGAUAUAGAUACUGGCGAAAACAAUGCUCAGAUAACAGCAAUUUUAUUGGUAUUUGACUGUUCUGCUGCCCUGGACCGGUUGCCCCUUGGCUGUGUUCGGUGCCUUUCAGUUCGGACUGAGUCCCGUCUGCUUCUCCCUCCCUCAGCAGCUGUGACCAAGAAACCAAGGCGCGGCGGGGGGAAAGGGGCAGUCGGGACUGCAAAGGACGAUGGUGCGGACACGGAUGGUGCCUUUGAGGAUACACCUGACAGGCUGGAGACGGAGGACGGCAAACAUAGUGACCUCAAAAUCACGUCUUGGAAUGUCGACGGGCUUCGGGCCUGGGUGAGGAAGAAUGGCGUCCAGUGGGUGACGUCGGAGAGCCCUGACAUCAUGUGUCUCCAGGAGACCAAAUGCAGCGAGAAGCAGGUGCCAGCGGAAGUGAAAGAGCUGCCCGAGUUCCCGCACCAGUACUGGAGUUCGCCUCAGGACAAGGAGGGCUACAGCGGAGUGGGCAUGCUGUGUAAAGUCAAGCCUCUGAACGUCACGUUCGGAAUUGGUGUGGAACAGCACGACAAUGAGGGCCGAGUGAUCACCGCUGAGUUUGACAAGUACUUCCUGGUGACAGCCUACGUGCCGAACUCAGGGAGGGGCUUGGUGCGGCUGGAUUACCGUCAGACUUGGGAUAAGGAUUUCUCCAGCUAUCUGAAGGGCUUGGACAGCAAGAAGCCGGUGAUCCUGUGCGGGGACCUGAACGUGGCUCACCAGGAGAUCGACCUGAGGAACCCCAAGACCAACAAGAAGACGGCCGGCUUCACCGCCCAAGAGCGGGAUGGUUUCGGCCAGCUGCUGUCCCAGGGCUUCCUGGACACGUACCGCCACCUGCGACCGGAUGCCAGGCACGCCUACACCUUCUGGACGUACCUGGGAAACUGCCGUGCCCGCAACGUGGGCUGGAGGCUUGACUACUUUGUGAUGUCUCAGUCGCUGCUUCCUAGUCUGUGUGACAGCAAGAUCCGGUCUGGGGCGCUGGGCUCGGACCAUUGCCCCAUCACCCUCCUGAUGGCCAUGUGAGGCUGCAGGUCCCUUCCUCCCCUCCCCUCUGCUGUCCCCUGCCCCUUCUCUGGCUGAGAGGUUUCCCUGCCUCCCUCCCUACCUAACCUCACCUCACCCCGCCCACCGGUCAGCACCUCCCUGUCUUUCUCUGAUCCCGGGGGUUGGGGGGAAGCUGGAUAGUCAGCUGUCCACGAGAGGGUGGAAGCGUGUAAGGCACUCUUCCACCACCUCCCCCCAACCCCCCCCCUCCACACACAAACACACACCACCUCCCCAUGUGUGUGUGCAGCCUCCUGUCUUUGUUCGGCUUUUAGUUUCGAGACUUUGUGUUUCUUUUUAAUUGUUUUUAUGAGAUGGCUUCUCUCUCUCCCGCUCUUUGUUUUAAAUGUCUGAACCUCACUGGACGAUAACAGACUCGGCCUGCCCCCCUGUGGGGGGGUGAGCAGGGGAUGUGGAGGAGAGAAGAGAGACUCCAGUCACAACGACGGGUCAGGCUCAGUCUGCUGCUUCGCUGGAGGGUGGGGAGUUAACCGCACAUUGUGCCACCUUCACACUCCCUGGUGGAAGAUCCCACCGGCUUUGCCCUCUUCCCUCUCCGAAAGGGCAUUCCUGAUCACCAUGUCCGAGCAGUUGAUGUUGUGAGAAAAACCAGCACUGCAGUGUGUUUGUGUGUGUGUUCACUGACAUUAAUCAAUCAAAUUUAAUAAAAAAGAUCAUGGGAAUCAGUA
This is a messenger RNA of Rhincodon typus (whale shark), 1790 nucleotides long. RefSeq names its product APEX nuclease (multifunctional DNA repair enzyme) 1 (gene apex1). Gene Ontology annotation, cellular component: nucleus. Gene Ontology annotation, molecular function: DNA-(apurinic or apyrimidinic site) endonuclease activity; double-stranded DNA 3'-5' DNA exonuclease activity; DNA binding. The coding region runs from base 1 to 1080 and encodes 359 amino acids. Gene Ontology annotation, biological process: base-excision repair. The transcript has 4 exons. Lineage: Eukaryota; Metazoa; Chordata; Chondrichthyes; Orectolobiformes; Rhincodontidae. The record is from RefSeq and is a predicted model, not a curated record.